Molecule: messenger RNA, 1707 nt
Organism: Suillus bovinus
Lineage: Eukaryota; Fungi; Basidiomycota; Agaricomycetes; Boletales; Suillaceae
Product: amidase signature domain-containing protein
Exons: 9
Coding region: 1-1707 (568 amino acids)
Source: RefSeq, a predicted model, not a curated record
AUGGCUACGACGUCCUUCAAAGAGAAAAUCAAAGGCAUAGGGGGUAAUCCUUCAUACGAAGUAAAGGCUCGCGUCUUACGAGGACAUCUUGAAGCCAAGAUUCCACAGGGUCUCCAGCUUCCCCUAGCACUUCUUGAGGAUCCACCUCUUGAUGUCACUCAUAUCCCUGAGACGUGUGGCUUACUCACUGCCCAAGAGUUGGCUAUCACUGAACUAGAUGCAACCGCUGUGUGCCAAAAGAUUGCCGCAGACGAACUGACAGCAGUCGAGGCUGUCACUGCCUUUGGAAAGCGUGCAGCUAUCGCCCAUCAGCUCACAGGUUGUCUUACGGACUUCUUCCUCGAUGAAGGCAUAGAGCAGGCGCGGCAGUUGGAUGAGUACUUCAAAAAAGAAGGCAAGGUCAUUGGGCCACUUCAUGGAUUGCCAAUUUCAGUCAAAGUUAGUGUAUCAUCACCGAACAUGCAGUCAUCUAUUCUUAAUCCCCGCCGUCCUCAGGCCCAUUACCGAAUAAAGGGGACAGUUGGAUUUGCAGGCUUUCUCGUGAAUGUGGAAACUUCGACGGAAGACUGCGAUAUGACAAGCAUUCUGCGUUCAUUAGGUGCAGUCUUCUAUGUCAAGACCAAUCAGCCACAGUCUAUAAUGCACCUCGAGUCUAAGUCUUGCUAUAGUCGAGUGCUGAACCCCCACAAUACGGACCUUACUGCAGGAGGAUCUUCCGGUGGUGAAUCGGCCCUUGUCGCCAUGAAGGGCUCUUGUAUGGGUAUUGGCACCGAUGGCGGAGGAUCUAUUCGAUGUCCGUCCGCCCAUUGUGGUAUAUACGGAAUCCGUCCGUCUUCUCGGACAACACCCAGCCACGGAACUCUGUGGUAUCAACAUGGCCAGGACGGAGUGUUUCCUUCAACAGGCCCGAUGUGUCGCUCAGCACGAGACAUGCGACUUUUCCUCGAAGCUGUCCUUGGGGCCAAUCCUUCACAUCGGGACCCAGAUGCUUUGCCUAUUCCACUGAAAGUGCCAGACCUGACCCAAAAGAAACUGCGCGUAGGAAUCAUGAUGCACGAUGGGGUUGUGAUGCCUCAUCCCCCAACUAUCCGAGCACUGAAAUUUUUGAAAGAAAAGCUGGAGGCAUCGUCAGAGGUCGAGGUGGUAAACUACACACCGUACGACCACGACCGUGGAUACAGCAUAAUUCGCGAGCUCUACUAUGAGGAUGGAGGAGCUACAGUUCGACAUAUUCUGGAGGAGAGUGGAGAAGAUAUGCACCCGCUGACAGAAUGGGUAAUCAGUCCACCAUACGUGAAAAAUCAUGAUGCUGCGCAAAUUUGGAAGCUACGUGAUCUACGUGAUACCUACCGGCGGGAGUACUCUGAUCACUGGUGGUCCCAAAACGUCGACGUCGUUGUAUGCCCACCCUUUCAAGGUACAGCUAGCCCCCAUGACACUACAAGAUAUUGGAGCUACACGGCUAUCUGGAAUUUGCUAGACUACCCAGGAGCAGUCUUCCCGACAGGUCUCGUCGCUGACACAGCCAUUGAUUUAUAUCUGGAGUCACCUAGCCCGAUGAGCGCGGCGGAUGAGUACAACAUCUCCUUGUAUGAUGCAGCGAUAUUCAAGGGAGCCCCGGUGUCGCUGCAGACUGUGAGCCGAAAAUUCAAUGACGGUUUGGUGUUGGCGGCACAGGAUUUAAUUGAACGCAUCCUCCAGUCUUAG